AUGGGAAAGCUCUCUAAGGCCGAGAAGAAGAUCAACUACGAUGCCAAGCUCUGCCGGCUUCUCGACGACUACGCCCAGGUUCUCAUCGUCGCCGCCGAUAACGUCGGCUCCAAUCAGCUCCAGAACAUCCGCCAGGGCUUACGCGGCCACUCCAUCGUUCUCAUGGGGAAGAACACCAUGAUGAAGAGGUCCAUCAAGAUCCAUGCUGAAAAGACCGGUAACAAUGCUAUUCUCAACCUCGUCCCCCUCCUCGGUAAUGUGGGUUUGAUCUUCACCAAGGGGGAUUUGAAGGAAGUGAAAGAAGAGGUUGCCAAGUACAAGUGUUGUAAUAUUUGGUUUAGAGAAAUUUGGAAAUGA
Rosa rugosa (rugosa rose) is the source of this 357-nucleotide messenger RNA. RefSeq names its product large ribosomal subunit protein uL10y-like. The transcript is spliced from 3 exons. Lineage: Eukaryota; Viridiplantae; Streptophyta; Magnoliopsida; Rosales; Rosaceae. Bases 1 to 357 code for a protein of 118 amino acids. Gene Ontology annotation, molecular function: structural constituent of ribosome; large ribosomal subunit rRNA binding. Gene Ontology annotation, biological process: cytoplasmic translation; ribosomal large subunit assembly. The record is from RefSeq and is a predicted model, not a curated record. Gene Ontology annotation, cellular component: cytosolic large ribosomal subunit.